This is a messenger RNA of Triplophysa rosa, 1704 nucleotides long. RefSeq names its product claudin 15a (gene cldn15a). The transcript has 5 exons. NCBI's taxonomy places the organism in Eukaryota, Metazoa, Chordata, Actinopteri, Cypriniformes, Nemacheilidae. Gene Ontology annotation, cellular component: plasma membrane; bicellular tight junction. Gene Ontology annotation, biological process: cell adhesion; bicellular tight junction assembly. The record is from RefSeq and is a predicted model, not a curated record. Gene Ontology annotation, molecular function: structural molecule activity. Bases 790 to 1458 code for a protein of 222 amino acids.
AUAGAAGGAAGAACUGUAGUGACUGUGACUUGUGUUCUAUGUUAGCAAUUGGAAAAGUAUAUACAGGACAUAGUAAUUGAAUAACUUGAGAGAAGGAUAUCAGGUGUAAAUAAAGGACACUAGCUAAGUUAAUAAUAAUGGUGGGUAAAAGCAUAGAUAAAUAUUGAAAUGUUUCCAUGUACUUUUAUUAAGAACAGCUCCAAAAUUGUUUUACUAAACUUCCACUGAAGACAUAUGUUUUUAAUAGGCUGACUUGAAAAGGUUAAAUUGUGUCUCAGUCAUUGCUUGUUUUUUUAAUUGUUCCCUGAAGUUUUAAGCUAUAAAACAUGGAACCAAUUUAUAUAACCCACAUUCUAUCACCCAGGCAUUUAACAGUUGGUAUACAAAUGAGAAAAAGUAUUAAUGCAAAAAAAACCAACAACGAAUAGACCUAAUAAGUGAAGUCAAAUGUGAACAUAGCCUCAAGUUUAUGUUUCUCAGAUUUAACUGAUGUUCCGUCAAUGAAGGUCAGGGAACGACCAUUGGACUUUGCCGAUAACCACCUGUUGAGUUUCGGGGUGUAAAAUUCAAGAGCAGACAGUUGCACAGUAUACUAGAGGGGAGGGCAAACGGAACAUAUAAAAGACUCAUCGUCACUUUUAACACCACAUAUGAAAUCGUGUCGCCUGCUUCAUGGAAUAAAUUAUGACAAGAAGCAGUUCAUAAAGUCAAUGAAAACCUGCGCACUGGAUACAUAAAAAAGUGAUCACAUUUUCACGCUUUUGUACGCUGUAUGUAAUAAAAGCAACAAUGGACCCAAUUCUUGAAGUUGUGGCUUUAACUCUCGGCUUUUUGAGUUGGAUAAUGGUUGGCGUUGCUAUUCCUAACCGUUACUGGAAAGUCUCCACCAUAGAUGGGACUGUUAUUACAACUUCGACAAUUUACGAAAAUCUGUGGAUGUCAUGCGCCACGGACUCGACAGGAGUGCACAACUGCCGUGAAUUUCCAUCCAUGCUUGCACUUUCUGGCUAUAUCCAAGCGUCUCGGGCUCUUAUGAUCGCCUCAGUGGUGUCUGGGACUUUCGGAGUGGUGUGUACCCUCAUCGGCAUGCAGUGCUCUAAAGCAGGUGGAGAGAACUACGUGCUUAAAGGCAGAAUUGCCGGUACCGGUGGCGUAUUUUUCCUUCUUCAAGGCUUGUGCACGAUGAUAUCAGCGUCAUGGUACGCGUUCAACAUCACUCAGGACUUCUUCAAUCCAAUCUAUCCUGGACAAAAAUAUGAGAUUGGAGAGGGUUUAUAUAUUAGCUGGGCCUCUGGUACUCUAGCCAUCUGUGGUGGAGCUUGUCUAAUGUUUUCCUGCAAAUUUGGCACAAAAGAGAAGAGUGGUUACCCGUACCAGCCCUCACGGGGAACAGUCUACUCAGCAUCUGCCUCCAGGAAAGACGUUCAGAGCACUUAUGGAAGAAAUGCCUAUGUCUGAAUGAAGCUGUCUGAGCUGAUUUUAUGUCCAAAAAUAUAACUGUUGACUGUUGAUAUUUUUAUAUCUGUGCUUUAUCUGUGCAAUUCUGUAAAUAUUUGUAUACACCCAGACAGUUCUGUGGCCACAUAAGAAAUCAUUCAUCAGAUAAAAUGUUACCAUGUCAUUUUUGCAGUGCCAACAUCUCAGACACAAGACAGAAUUAAUACCAUUGACUUACACACUGAAAUUACUAUUGUGUAUUACUGC